CGGCCGCCGCCGGGACGGCAGGCGGCCACAGCGCGCAGGAUACGGCCAGCAGAGACACGGAGAGUCCCAGAGAGAGCAUGUCCCUCGGAUCACAGAGCGGACACCCUGAAGUCACGGCAGUGCUGUCGGCGCACAUUCACGGGGACUUAGAUCCACACAGGGACGUGGAUUUCCUGCCGACUGAUGCGUUUUUGCAGACAGCGGGAGGAGCUGCUCUCUUAUUCACACUUUGACCUCCUCCUCCUGCUCUAUCCCUCCUCCUCCUCCUCCUCCCCUCUUGUUCUCCACACUGAAGGUCCAGUCCAGUUCAGAUUAGUUCAGUCCCAUUCGGUCUGGUCCGGUCUGGUCAUGCAGUCCCUGACCCAUGAGAUCCAGAGUUUCUCUCGGACACGGCUGAGGAAGCAGUGCACCCGCGUGACAUCACUGAGCGGCCGUCGUAUCAUCGAGACCUGGAAAGGUGCAACGAUCACUGUGGUCGAAGACUCCGCCACCCCAGAGAAGACACUGGGAUAUGUUCCUGACACUUCCUGGGACCUGCAGGUUGGGAUCAUCAGACCCUACCUGAUGCUGGGUUCUCAAGAUGCUGCACAUGACUUUGGCACCCUGAGGAAGUACAAGGUGUCUCACAUCCUGAAUGUGGCCUUCGGGGUGGAGAAUGUGUUUCCCGACCUGUUCAUCUAUAAGACUGUCAGUAUAAUGGACCAUCCUGACGCUGAUCUGCUGCUUCAUCUGCAGGACAGCUGUGACUUCAUCCAGCAGGCUCGCAGAGAGAAAGGUGUGGUGUUGGUCCACUGUAAUUCCGGCGUGUCACGGGCACCAGCUGUGGUCAUUGGCUACCUAAUGUCAUGUGAGGGCCAGUCCUUCGAUGACGCCCUCUCUUUGGUCAAAUCAGCUCGACCUGCCUCGUCCCCCAACCCUGGCUUCCUGCAGCAGCUGAAGAGCUACAAAACACCAAUGAUGAAUGGAUCCCAACACUAAAGGAUGAAGAGAAAAACACGGAGGGGUUUAAAAACAAAUAAGUUUUAUUUAAUGAGUAUUCAUGCAUUCCUGUAUUUUAGUGAGCAAAUAUUCGGGAGGUUGAUAUAAAACAACUUAAAAAUGGUCUAGACACAACAAACUACAUGCUGGAAAUGUAAAUUUGGCUUCUAUAUACAGACC
Molecule: messenger RNA, 1158 nt
Organism: Monopterus albus (swamp eel)
Lineage: Eukaryota; Metazoa; Chordata; Actinopteri; Synbranchiformes; Synbranchidae
Gene: dusp19a
Product: dual specificity phosphatase 19a
Exons: 5
Coding region: 184-978 (264 amino acids)
Biological process (GO): regulation of MAP kinase activity; protein dephosphorylation
Cellular component (GO): cytoplasm
Molecular function (GO): JUN kinase phosphatase activity
Source: RefSeq, a predicted model, not a curated record